Molecule: messenger RNA, 1168 nt
Organism: Medicago truncatula (barrel medic)
Lineage: Eukaryota; Viridiplantae; Streptophyta; Magnoliopsida; Fabales; Fabaceae
Product: auxin-responsive protein SAUR36
Exons: 1
Coding region: 410-898 (162 amino acids)
Biological process (GO): response to auxin
Source: RefSeq, a predicted model, not a curated record
UUCCUCUCUUCACUAUUCUACCUUAUAUAAACAUAACCUCUUUCUAUGCCACUACAUUUCCGUACCAGGUGCUCAACUACCUCUUUCUAUGUUCCUUCCUCUGUCUCAUUCAUGUUCCAAUGUUUUUUUCAUUAAUUCCUAACUUUAUAAAUUGAAUUUUCAUUUUCUUAUAACCCUCUUCAUCUUCAUCAAAAUUUUCAUUUUUCAACUCAACAACAAAAACCCACUUCAAGAUCCAUAAAAGCUUCAAUUUUUGCUUGAUGGGUCAUCAAAUAUCACAAACAAUUCUCUAAAAUUUGUGUUAUUCACUGCAGAUCUAUGACUCUUCUCAUAGUCUCAACCACACACUAACAAAACCCAUAAUUUUCUCAUAAAAACUGUUUUUUUUUUUCUUCAUUUUGAGAUAACCAUGCAAUUCAAGCUAGGGAAGAAAGUGAUUCGGGUCAGUAAAUGGAUAUUCCGGACAAGACUGAGAUACCGUCGUCUUGGUGCCUCACCGGAGAAGAAUCAUUUGACGACGAAGCUUCUAUCAUGGGGGAGGAAGAUAACUACAAAAGCAAGGUCUCUAUGUUCAAAAGCAGGGUCGGGUAAAUUUGGUUAUUUGCCGGUAGGAUCCGACCCGGUUGAGCAAAGCGGUUCCCCGGUGCCGAAGGGGCAUUUAGCGGUGUAUGUUGGGCAGAAAGACGGUGAGUUUCGGCGGGUUUUGGUGCCGGUGGUUUAUUUCAACCAUCCUUUGUUUGGGGAAUUGUUGAAAGAAGCUGAGAAGGAGUAUGGGUUUUGUCAUCAAGGUGGAAUCACUAUUCCUUGUCGGGUUACCGAGUUUGAACGGGUUAAGACCCGAAUAGCAUCCGGGUCAGAUACGCGGAGAUUGACGAGGCGGGGACAUUUUGACGGCUGAUUAUAAGUUGGAAUCCUCUCAAUUUCUCGAAAGAAAUGAAGAGUAUUUACAUGGUGCCGAGGUGGAGACAUUUUGACUAAUGAUUAGAAGUUAAGAUCUUCUCCAUUUCUCAUGGAUGAAAGGUGUAUGAAAGGACUUAGAUAGACACAAGUGGCAUGUUAGUAAGACAUUUUUUUUUUAAUGUUUUUGAGAAUAGUCUUACAUGUAUUUCAUUUAUGUCUGUAUAAAUAUAUCUUGUCUAUAAAGAAUAGAGUUGAUGGUUAUCAUGAA